Messenger RNA from Anoplophora glabripennis (Asian longhorned beetle), 1493 nucleotides. Its product is annotated as caspase-1. Gene Ontology annotation, biological process: apoptotic process; proteolysis. The coding region runs from base 130 to 951 and encodes 273 amino acids. The record is from RefSeq and is a predicted model, not a curated record. Gene Ontology annotation, cellular component: cytoplasm. The transcript has 5 exons. NCBI's taxonomy places the organism in Eukaryota, Metazoa, Arthropoda, Insecta, Coleoptera, Cerambycidae.
UAUUUCUAUACAAAACAGAGAUAUUAAAAAAUUGGUAGGUACUUAUAACAAAAAGUCGAAGCUUUUAGAAUAUAUCAAUAAUUUAAAGUUGGUUUUAGAUUCUAUGGAAAACUCAUACCGUUGAGAAUAAUGUCAUCAUGUACCAGCAAUACCUCUAAUGUAUUAACGGCAACAACUACAGUUACUAGAGAUGAUCCCUUUUAUAUUAUGAACCACGAUAAGCAAGGUUUUGCCUACAUAUUCAGCCAUGACAGGUUUUCAAUUAGCCCACAGCGAAGUGCUGCGGAUGUCGAUGAAAAUAAACUUAAAUAUCUACUAAUUAACAUGGGGUUCGACGUACGACUCUUUAAAAAUUUGAAAGUGUCGGAAAUACAAUAUCACAUCAAUGAAGUUCGUCAAAUGGACCACACCGACAAUAAUUGUUUUCUUCUCUUCGUGCUGUCGCAUGGAGAUGAGAAUAAAAUUGAAGCUCUCGAUGACACUUACGAUCCCAGUGAAAUGUUUUGGAACCAAUUUACAGCAGAUAAAUGUCCAAGUCUAGCAGGUAAACCAAAGUUAUUUUUCUUGCAAUGUUGCCAAGGUAACAAAUUGGACUCAGGAAUUCAACUAAUAUAUAGACAACAAAGAACAGAAACCGAUGGUCGCGUUACACCAUAUACUAUUCCAAAUUAUAGCGACUUCUGCAUUAUGUAUGCGACUGCUAAAGGCCACUUUGCUUUCCGCAAUGAUAAAGGGGGUUCGCACUUUAUUAAAUAUCUUUGCGAAGAACUAGAGAAGCAUGCAUAUUGUGAACAUUUACUAACAAUUUUAACUUUUGUUAUUCGGCGAGUAGCUGUAGAAUUUCAGAGUAGAUCUAAACAAUCAGAUCGUGAUAAAAAAAAACAAAUCCCAUAUUUUGAAAGUUCGUUGACCAGACUCGUGCAGUUUAAGGAUAUGAAAAAGGGAGAAUGAACCUAAUAUUUAUUAUGCAAAUAAAAAAAUAUCAUUGUAUUUUACAAUCCGACAUAAAAAAUACCUGAAAGCCAAACAAAAUAAUAUUUAAUAUGUGACAUAUUGUUUGUAUUUAAAAAUUUAUAUAUAUAUUAUGAUUAUAUAAUUAAUUUAAUUAUCUUGGGCUCUUUGUGGCCCAUCUAAAUAUGUACGGAGCAUUCGUAAAUUAUAAUCCACAUGAUCGCAAGGCUUAGGCAACUAACAUUGCACGAUUGGUAGUGUCAACCAAAAGUCUUAGCGUCUAUCAAUUUAAUGAUCGUUUACAAUGAACAAUGACAAACUGUUGUGUCUACACUUGAGUGCUUUGAAUGCUUUCUCCGAUCGGUUAGAAUGUGAAAAACUGCACCAAUUUUACUUUUUACCAAAAUUUAAUUGCCAGUGCCAAGUAAAUAAAAUGACUUCCAAACAAAAUCAGUGGUCCUGUGGCUUGUAAACAUUUAUGAAGGUUCUCUAGGAUUUUUAUAUGAAAUAUGUUUGUUACAUGUACUUUUAAUAUAUUUUAA